This is a messenger RNA of Puntigrus tetrazona (Sumatra barb), 2204 nucleotides long. RefSeq names its product WASP family member 1 (gene wasf1). The record is from RefSeq and is a predicted model, not a curated record. NCBI's taxonomy places the organism in Eukaryota, Metazoa, Chordata, Actinopteri, Cypriniformes, Cyprinidae. Gene Ontology annotation, biological process: actin cytoskeleton organization; positive regulation of Arp2/3 complex-mediated actin nucleation. Gene Ontology annotation, molecular function: actin binding; protein kinase A regulatory subunit binding; Arp2/3 complex binding. Gene Ontology annotation, cellular component: cytoskeleton.
GUGGUGAGCGAGCGAGAGCAUCAGGAUGCCGCUGGUCAAGCGCAGUAGACCUCGUCACCUGUGCCACACAGCUCUGCCGCACAGCAUCAAGAACGAGCUGGAGUGUGUGACCAACAUCUCUCUGGCCAACGUCAUCCGUCAGCUGAGCAGCCUGAGUAAAUAUGCGGAGGAUUUGUUCGGCGAGCUCUUUAAUGAAGCUCAUUCCUUCUCAUUUCGAGUGAAUUCACUUCAGGAAAGAGUCGACCGCCUGUCAAUCAGCGUCACUCAACUCGACCCCAAAGAGGAGGAGUUGUCUCUUCAGGACAUCACCAUGAGGAAGGCCUUCCGGAGCUCCACCAUCCAGGACCAGCAGCUGUUUGAGCGUCAGUCUCUGCCCGUGCCCAUGCAGGAGACGUACGAGCUGUGCGAACAACCUCCGCCGCUCAACAUCCUCACGCCCUACAGGGAUGAUGGGAAGGAAGGGCUGAAGUUCUACACCAACCCGUCAUACUUCUUCGAUCUGUGGAGAGAGAAGAUGCUGCAGGACACAGAAGACAAGAGGAAAGAGAGGCGGAAACAGAAGUUGCAGGAUCCCCACAUGUAUGAUCAGGUCUAUAAAUAUCUAGACCUCCCCGUGCAGCAGAAGAACAUCGACCGACCUCACGAUCCCGAGAAGAUCCCGCGAGCGCCUCACGACCGCAGGAAGGAGUGGCAGAAGAUGGCUCUGGGGGCGGAGCUGGCCGAAGACGAGGACAAACACAGAGAAGCCAACGGAUCGGCGGCGUACACGACACGCAGGCAGAUGUACAUCGAUCACCUGGACGGGCCUUUCUCUCUCGCCGCGCUGCCGUACUCCCAGAUGAACGAACUCCUGAGCCGCUCGGGAGAGAGAAACUACGGCCGGCCGCAUGAGCCUCCUCCACCUCCACCAACAUACCCCCCAGACACCAAACCAGCCUCCGUCAUCAGCUCCAGCUCAGGUUUCUCGGACAGCGUCACACAGUCUCCGGCUCGCACGCCUGUCUUCCUCAACUCCAAUGCCCCGCCCCCGGCCCCUCCCCCUUUACCCCCCCCUCCUCCCCUCCCAGCCAGCCUAUCAGGUUCAAGAAUGCGCGGUUCGGCCCCGCCUCCGAUCCCCCUUACCUUCCCAGCAGCCCCGGCCAUCCCUCCUCCCCGCCCCUCCCAGAUCGCCCGGGCGUUCUCCACCCCGCCCCCUCCCGUGGCCCCGCCCCUUCACUCCUCCCCUGCCCGCGGACAGUUGGACAAGACUCCACCCACAGCCGGAGACGGAACGGUUUGCCGCCGCCUCCCCUCCUCCCCUCUGCCCCUCCCAGGAAACAGAAGCUUCCCCUGCUCAUCCUCAGGCCCGCCCAACAUGCCUUCCUUCCCAUCAGGAGCGGUUUCGCCGCCCACUCACUCGGGUCACGAGGUCAAGAGGUAUCCAUCCAACCUGCCGCCAAUCAGCGACGCCCGCAGCGUUCUAUUGGAGGCCAUCCGUAAAGGGAUCCAGCUGAGGAAGGUGGAGGAGCAGCGGGAGCAAGAGGCCAAGCACGAGCGCGUGGGGAACGACGUGGCCACCAUCCUGUCGCGCCGGAUCGCCGUGGAGUACAGCGACUCCGAGGACGACUCCGAGUUCGACGAGGUCGACUGGAUGGAGUGAAGGCCGCUUCCCGACGAAGAGUUUUCCCACAAACACUCUCCGAUCCGUCGCAGUCGAGUUCAGGAAACGGCCGACGGCUGCAUUCCACGUUCCCAGAAUGCUUCGCUUUAAUGUUUUUUAACCACUCGUCGUGCAAUUGAUGAAUGAAAAUAACCACGUUGGGGUUUUUUUUUUUAUCUGUCAUAUUUCUUUCGUCCGCCUUUUAUUCUCUGUAGGAGCAGCGAAAGCCGUCGUGGGGUUACAGCGGCCUCUUCUGGCCACGACGGGAACGUCUCGAUUCGGCCGAUGGAAAGCGUCCUAUCAGAAUGUGACGGAUGAUUCUCAUGCUUUCUAUAUCAUCUAAACCGUUCUUCCAUUUCAGAGAUGUGAUGUUUGGUGUCAUUUUGUGCUUGUGAUGGACAAAGUCAAAGGAAAAAAAAAAAUAAAGGAGCGCUUUUAUUAACUUCGAGACGACUCAAAAUACAUGAAUCUCCUGUCCAGGUUAUAUUUCACCUCACGACCAACAAUCAAACAAACUAGCUAGCUAAAAAUUGUAUUAAUUAAAAAAAAAAAAAAAAAAAAAAAA